Molecule: messenger RNA, 1797 nt
Organism: Vespula pensylvanica (western yellowjacket)
Lineage: Eukaryota; Metazoa; Arthropoda; Insecta; Hymenoptera; Vespidae
Exons: 4
Coding region: 212-745 (177 amino acids)
Source: RefSeq, a predicted model, not a curated record
CAUUACGGAAGUAUAAAGGGGUGAAAUAUCUUUAUGCUGCGUUUUAUCGAUUAAAUUAUUAUAAUCAUAUUUUCAUUUCACCUUUUUGCAUGACGCGAACUGGCAUAAUAUGUACUGGCUAUACUUAAUAGAUAGCAAUUAGAAUUUUUAAUGAAUCAGUAGUGGGGAGUGUAUUAACUACUUCGCUAUAGCAAAUGUAAGUUAUUUCACAAUGGCUACGAGAGGUGUGAGCUUCGUUGAACAGCACUUUUUUCUUUCGAAUAGACUAGUUCAAUUAGUAUUGGGUUUACAUCGUAAUCAAAGUUCUAACAAUCAGCUUCUUCUACUUUCUACAAUAAUUGCUUACGUAUUACCAAUAAUUAUCUAUCAGUGCAAAAUUUUACAUUUGUUUUGUAAAAAUUUUAUAUUGCUGCAGUUAUAUCAACUUUUUACGAUGGAUUUCAAUCUGACAACGGCUGUCAUAGAAUUGCGAAAGAUAAUAGCAGCUUUCAUUAUGCUUUCUGCCUACAGUAACGCUAAUUUUCACUUUGUAACAAUGAAUUUACUUUUGAUUCGUUUUAAACAUGAUUGCGAGCAUUUGUCCGAUGAAAUGGAAUUGAACAUUAUGGAAAAAUAUACGAAGCAAACUAAGAUAUAUGCGUAUGCUAUCGUAGAUGGAAAAUACAGCAACAAUUUACAAAUGAUUCAAAAUAUAUACAUAGAUCUUUGUGUAGUCAAAAAUCUCAGCAAGAAUUUCAUUGGAUAAUAGACGUUAUAAAGUGUUAUAGAAAUGUCACUGAGUUAGUUCAAAAUAAUUUCUCUUCGCUUUUUUAUUACAUUAUAUUAUAUUAUAAAUCAUUUUUGUUUUCUUUCAAAGGUAUGUGGAUUUGAUAAACUAUUUUUCCAAUAUAAUUUACUUAAUUGCUGUUUUCUUUGCCAUGAUUAUCGUUGUAAUUGAUUUACUUUAUGUAAGUAAUACGUACGCUAUUAAUCGGAAAUCGUAAUAAAAAGAAGAAUCUUCGAUUGUUUUUAUUUGAGUAAAGUAAAUCUAAUUCAACAGUUUUUACUACGAAUUCCGGCAUUAUUUAUUAGCCACUUUGAGUUCUUCCAUAGUAUAUAUAUUUAUUAUUUAAAAAUCAUUGUUAAAUGUUUACUUAUUAUAUGGUUUACUUUUAGAUAUUUCGAUUAUCUGUGAAAUUGCAGAAUACAAUCAAAAUAAUUGAGUUCGGCACUUACUUUUUUGGUUCUCUAUUUAUCAUAUAUAUUAAUUUUUAUAUUGGCCAAAAAAUAUUGAAUUAUAGCAAUGAAGUUUUUAAAGAAUUGUAAGAUGUCACAAAGUUACUUUACACCAGCAAUUAGUAUAUAAUAUUUGACAAAUCUAUUAAGAUAAAAUUAAUCUUAUGGAUGAAAAAGUUUAAAGUUCAUAAUAUAUAAUUCAUCGGAUGAGUUAUUAACUAUUUUGUGUGAGAAACAAUAUAUUUUUUUUGCAGAUGUCAAAUUCCAUUUUACUUGUUACCUACAAAAACUCAAAAGUUGUUAUUAUUUAUGAUAGCAAGAAGUAUGAAGCCGUGCAUGCUUUCGAUCGGUGGAUUAUUCGUUUCGUCGCAUGAAGUUUUUUCUCAGGUAAGCAGUAAUACGUUGUCGACGAUGAAAAUAUCGUUUUAAUGGCGAUUUUAAUAUUUCAGUUACUACAAAAAGCAUUUUCUUUUGCUAUGGUGUAUUAUAAUGUUCAAUAACUUCAAGCUAAAUCAUCAUCAUAAUAAAGUUAUGUUAAUUUAUUUAAUAUCAGAUAAAAUCAAAUAUAUUUAAUUCUAUUGA